This is a messenger RNA of Corylus avellana, 1077 nucleotides long. RefSeq names its product E3 SUMO-protein ligase MMS21. The record is from RefSeq and is a predicted model, not a curated record. Gene Ontology annotation, molecular function: zinc ion binding; SUMO ligase activity. NCBI's taxonomy places the organism in Eukaryota, Viridiplantae, Streptophyta, Magnoliopsida, Fagales, Betulaceae. Gene Ontology annotation, biological process: protein sumoylation; double-strand break repair via homologous recombination. Gene Ontology annotation, cellular component: Smc5-Smc6 complex; nucleus.
UCUCCCUCCAAAAUGAUCACAAAUCAAACACGGUUUCUCAGAAUCCAAAACCCUAGUGACCAACCAUGGCCUCCACUUCUGCUUCGCGGUCCACAGGCGUCACCGGAAGAAUCCAAACUGCAGCUUCGACACUGUACUCCGACAAUCAAUCCCUUAUCGCUGAAUUUCGAAAGGCGUUGAAUAUGAUGAAGGAAAUUGGGGUUGAUUUGGAGAGAGAUAAUCAGUCUCAGAUGGUGAAAGAGCUUGAAAAUGCAGCUGUUGAGUUGCUGGCUACAUAUGAAGACUGUACACAUUUUUCAUCAGCAAUUCAUUCUGUUGGAGAUAGGUGCCAGCCUGUAGGAGAGUUAACCAAUUUUAAGAAGUUGUUUGAGGAUGAGAUUGCGAAGCUCAAGGCUAGUUCAUCUUCAGUUCCACAAAACCAUCCUAUAAUACGCCAAUUUAGAGAAGCUAUUUGGAAUGUUCAUCACGCAGGAGAACCAAUGCCAGGUGAAGACCAGGAUGACAUAGUAAUGACUAGUACCCAGUGCACCCUUUUGAAUAUCACCUGCCCAUUAAGUGGAAAGCCUGUUGUUGAUCUGGCAGAACCAGUUCGCAGUGUGGAAUGCAAGCAUGUCUAUGAAAAGAAUGCAAUCAUGCUCUACAUACGGUCCAAGAAUGCACGAGCUAAAUGCCCUGUAGCAGGUUGCCCUAAGAUGUUGCAGGCGCAAAAAGUGCUGUGUGACCCAUUGUUGCUUAUUGAAAUUGACGAGAUGCGCACAAUGAGUAAGCAAACUGCUAGGACUGACGUGAUAGAAGAUUGUACAGAGCUUGAUGAAGAAGGGUGUGACUAAUGAAAGUAGCUUUGCUGAAAAUGUCUAAUUCUAGUUUCAGGGUUUUGAGGAUAACUACGACUUUGACCUAACUGAAUAUACGUAUAGUCCGAUGCAUGUUUCCACAUAUACUUUCAUCUUGCAUUUGUAUUGUUGUUUUGUGCUCCUCCCUGUUGAAGUUCAUUGUGAUGAGAAAACAUGUUGCAAUACAUCGUGUCUUAAUGUGUAGUUCUUGAAUAUAUCUCCCACAAUGUGUUUCUAGUUUAAC